Xylona heveae TC161 is the source of this 2081-nucleotide messenger RNA. Its product is annotated as DUF1741-domain-containing protein. The transcript is spliced from 9 exons. The coding region runs from base 123 to 2024 and encodes 633 amino acids. Gene Ontology annotation, cellular component: cytosol. The record is from RefSeq and is a predicted model, not a curated record. Lineage: Eukaryota; Fungi; Ascomycota; Xylonomycetes; Xylonales; Xylonaceae. Gene Ontology annotation, biological process: regulation of Golgi organization.
CCCAAAUCCCCAAGCGGACACGGAGCGGACAUUCAAGGACAAAGCGACUUUCUUAGAGUCAUGAUUAAUUCUACCAAUCGGGAAUAAUUUCUCUUACCGAUAAUUUUAGGGGUCUGGUUCAUAUGGCAGUCUGUGGUAUGGAGUCGUCUCCUCUUACCCAGCAAGCCCGACCUGAGACCUUCCAGCCAAAGAUUGUUGAGCUCUAUGAAGCACUAUUUCGCGACGACAAUGACGACGAAAAGAGCGAAGGGUUCUGGCGGGAAUUUUUUGUGCUACGCCCGGACCGAGUGACGCUCCAGAGAAUCCUUACAAAUCUGAGCGCUGAUGAGCUCCUCCAUUUACAUAACGAGUCAAGACAACUCUUUGCGCAAUCGAUCCAGCGCAUUAAAUCCGGAACAGCUCCUUCCGAUGAGAUUGCACUCGAUACCUUGACAGUCUUCCUCCACGCCGUCCUGACCAAAAGGUAUACAAACCCAAGCUCAGACAUCAUCGCAGUUCUUGCAGGUCUCGAUCAGGUGGAUCAUGUCUUUACCGACUUUGUCAAUACAUUGGACAAUAUAAUACGAAAUGGACGAACCAUGCAACUCCGAGAAAAGGCAAUUGAUGUGGCACUUUCGAUAACAUCAGGGGCAUACCAAACAAGCUUGAUAUCCUAUUUUAUUCACCGCGAUCUUUUCCCAUCUUUGAUGAAGUAUACCCAGGACCGUGAUACCCAAUCUGGAGCAUUUGAACCAUUUCUUCUUCUUGGUCUACUUGCAAACUACAAUAAAUUUGAAUUCCAGAAUCCCUAUCGGCUGCGCCUCGAAGAUUUCGUCAACGAAAAUGCUAUUCUCAAAAUUGUUCGCAGCGUCGGGACAACUUGUUCAUCUGCAAGAGAUGAAUAUGUUGCAAUUCAGAAUGACUUACCGGAGGGUUGGACUCUAAACAAUACGCUCUCCUUCUUUGGCCUUGGUGCAUUGACCGGUACACCCAAGCCAGUGCAACAAGCGCCAAGCCCCGAGGCAGCAAGAGCGCAGCUUGCCGCUCUCCCUAUACCUCAAGCAGCCAUAUUGCUAGGAACCUACGAUUUUGCCAAUGCGAACUCCUUAUUCUGUCACAAUCUUGUCUCUGCCCCCGCGCAAAAGCACGAGGAAGCUCCCUUCGCUUCUUUCCUCUCCUUCACAUCUUACCUUCUCCAUCACGCCCAUCGAUCUACUCGCACAACCUUAUAUUCGCAUAUAAACCUGCUCACGCUCCGAAUAAUUAUCGAAGACCCAGUCCUUUGCAAGCGGAUUUGCAGUGACGAGAGCAAAUCUUACGUCCGAUUAUGCCGUCAGAGGCAACCUUAUUUACCAUUAAUUCCAGGCGAACGUAUCCAAGCGACAGUGAUACUGGACAUUGUGGUCGAUUCAAUCAAUCACAAUCUGCGACGUCGACUCGAUGUCGCUCUCUAUCUCGCCUGUAUCGGUAUUCUUCUUCGGAUGGUCUCUUUUCUUAGUAGAUCACGCGUUCGACUAUCAUAUCAUUGGUCCGAACUAUGGCGCUCUCUCCUAAACCUGAUGCGCUUCCUCACAAGUUAUGCCGAUGAUUUCAAAACUCUUCCAGACUUCCAGAUCCUCCUCGACUCUCUCGUCAAUGUUCUUGCCUUCUCCAUAUCCGCUGGCGAGGCCUUCCUUCCCGACGCCGCCUCCUACGAUGAUCUCUUUUACAAACUCGUCGAAAGCGGCGAUACUGUAACACGAUUCCAAACCGCUCACGAUCUAUCAAAGCGUGCAGCGACAAACUCCAUCGAGACACUGAUAGGCGUCACAAAGCAUUAUCACACCCUCCUGGAGUCUGAAAAGGCAAAAGGUCGUGGUAAAGACUUCAGUCCAAGAGAAGUGACCAAGAUGAUUCGCCAAGGUUACGACACCCUCUCGUUUCAGACCAGAGACGGAUUGGAUUCGUGGAAUAAAUAUAGAGAGGCUGAACAUCGCCUCGUGCUCAAGCAAGCUGCUCGGACGGCUGUGUCCGAUGUUCGGUCUUUGCUCGUAAAUAAAUUUUAGUAGAGAAUCUUAGUAUAUCGAAUAGAACAUCUUGAGAUUUAUUAUCAAACCGUCAGC